This is a messenger RNA of Nicotiana tabacum (common tobacco), 1048 nucleotides long. The record is from RefSeq and is a predicted model, not a curated record. Lineage: Eukaryota; Viridiplantae; Streptophyta; Magnoliopsida; Solanales; Solanaceae.
UUCUCCUCUCACCUCCCCGGUGGGGUGAGGGGGGAUAGGAGGAUGUUGUUAAUUCAAAACUUCUCUAUUUAAAUACAUCUCAAACUCCUUUCAUUUCCACUAAACUCAAUUUCCCAAGUCUUGAAUAUCCUUCUUUUUUCUUUCCCUUCUCUUCCAAAAAAUUGCUAAAUUUUCUUUCCCUAAAAAAAUGGCCAUUAGGAAAUCAAACAAGUUGUCACAAACAGCAAUGUUGAAGCAAAUCUUGAAAAGGUGUUCAAGUUUGGGAAAGAAAAAUGGCUCAUAUCACGACGAGCAAUUAGGGCUUCCAUUAGACGUACCAAAAGGGCAUUUUGUAGUUUACGUUGGAGAAAAUAGAACAAGAUAUAUUGUUCCAAUUUCCAUUUUGUCAAGACCUGAAUUUCGUAGCCUUCUUCAACGUGCAGAAGAAGAAUUUGGUUUUGAUCACGAUAUGGGUCUCACAAUUCCUUGUGAUGAAGAUGUUUUCGAAUCUCUAACUUCGUCAAUGCUAAGGUAAAAAGGAAAGAAAAACCGGGGCGCAGGCAGAGUAACAGAUGCGGGUUCGACCGAACCUAGAACCUAAUAACUUUUAUUCAAAUCAUGUAUUUGUCUUUGAAAUUUAUUGGAUAUUUAAAACUUAUUAAUUUAGAAAUCACUGAUUUAAUUACAUUUUCGAACCCAUAAGGUUCAAAUCUUGGAUCCCGUUCUUAAAAAAACAGAGCAAGUCGAGCAAGUAGGUUGCGAAUAUAAGUCUAGGCGGAGCUAGCUAGGUUGUCUGAAGUAAAAAUUUUAUACAGGAGUUCAGGAAUCUGCUUUAUUACUACUGUCUUUUUUUUUUUUUUUUUUUUUUUUUUUUUUUUUUUUUUGGGUUUUGGGUUUUGGGAUCAUAACCUGGUGACGUGUAAGGUUUCUGUGUUUGUAAAUCUCAGAAGUCUAUAAUUGUAAUUUUCUCGCAGUGGCGUUGUGUAAUAUUUGUGCCCUGUGAGAGAGUUAACUAAUUAUUUAUAAAAUUGUAAUAUUUGGUGCUAUUUUAUUGUGUUUAUUAGAUUUA